AUGGGAGUGCAUGAAGCAACAUCACUUAUCUUGUCAAUGAUUAUUCCCAAAGAGAAAAUUCCGAAGAACAACAUAGAUGUGUACUUACAACCUCUUAUCAAAGAGUUAAAAGAGUUAUGGCAUGAUGGUGUUCAAAUAUUAGAUAGGUUCAAGAAUGAAAUGUUUACAUUGCGAGCAGCAUUAAUGUGGACAAUUAGUGAUUUUUCAGGCCUUGGUAACUUAUCUGGGUGGAACAUGCACUAUAAAUAUGCUUGUCCCACAUGUUACUUCAAUACUGAUUCAUAUAGAUUAAAGCAUGAUGGAAAAUGGUAUUUUUUGGGGCAUUGCCAUUUCUUAGAAAGGGGUCAUAAGUUUAGGCUAAGUCGUACAAAAUUUAAUGGAAAACAUGAGUUGAGGGAUUCCCCAGCAACACUAACAGGGUCAGAAAUAUUGGAUCAACUUGAAGGCAUCAAUGUUUCAUUCGGGAAGGAACUACAGACAAGUAAAGAUGUUAUGCAUAUUGAAAAGAAUGUUUUCGACAAUGUGUUAUACACUUUGCUCAAUGAGACUGGAAGGUCAAAGGAUAAUCUCAAAGCUCGUAAGGAUCUUAAAGAAAUGGAUAAAGUUACUGCAGUGCUAAUAGAGUUGUCUUCAUUCUUUCAACGGUUGUGCUCUAAAAGCUUAAGUCUUACUGAACUUGAGAAGCUCCAACCUCGAAUAAUCCUUACCCUUUGUCAUUUAGAAAUGUUGUUCCCUUCUUCUUUCUUUACAAUCAUGGUUCAUUUAACAUGUCAUCUAGUUGAUGAAGUAAAACUUGGAGGACCAGUACACUAUAGGUGGAUGUAUUUAGGACAUUUGAAGUCCUAUGUACGAAACAAAGCUAAAUCAGAAGGUUCUAUAGCUGAGGGAUAUGUGGCUGAAGAAGCUCUUACAUUUUGCUCUCGAUACUUAGAAGGGAUUGUGAUAAGAUUUAAUAGGCCACCACGUGUUGAUGAUCGUCCGGAUGGUAAUUACAGUACACAUGUUGAUUCGCUUUUUCCACAAAUGGGUAACUCUAAGGGAGCUUUCACAGUAUUUGAGUUAUCACCUAUGGAAAAAAAACAAGUACAUCGCUAUGUGGUUCUAAAUUGUCCAUAUGUCAAACCUUUCAUUGAUUACUUUAAAGAUUUUGUACGAAGACAAUCUAAGGGUAGAAGGCCUUCAAAUAUAGAUAUAGAAAAAAGAGUUAACAAAAAUUUUGAUACUUGGUUUCCUACGCAGCUUAUGAACCCAGACAUUAUAAAUACUGUGCAUAAGGAUUUGAGAUACUUAGUUAGGAGUUCAUCACGAUAUGCCAUGAGGUUUUCUACAUUUAGUAUCAAUGGGCUCUCCUUUCAAACUACUAAUCGAGACAAUGAGUUAAAGACCCAGAAUAGUGGAGUUUUCUUAAUGUCUUCAACUCUUUGUGUUGCUAGCACUAGUGAUGCUAAUGUUAGGAAUGCUGAUUUGUCAUAUUAUGGCAAAUUAGAAGAUAUUAUAGAACUAAACUACAAUGGCCGAUUUCGGGUUACUUUAUUCAAAUGUAAAUCGGCUGACACCACUAGAGAACGGAACUAUAGAAAGGAUAGUUGGGGUUUUACUUCUGUUAAUUUUUCACGGGUAAUACACAGUGGUGACCGAGAGGAGGAUGAUCCAUAUAUUGAAGCCUCACAAGCUCGAAUGGUGUAUUUUGUCAAUAAUGAAGUGAAUAAAGAUUGGAGUGUUAUCGUACAUUUGAACCCAAGAGACUCAUAUUAUAUGGGGAAAAUGAAGAUGAUGAAGCAUGCAAGAAUGAGCCAUGGUUAG
Arachis duranensis is the source of this 1803-nucleotide messenger RNA. RefSeq lists its product as uncharacterized. NCBI's taxonomy places the organism in Eukaryota, Viridiplantae, Streptophyta, Magnoliopsida, Fabales, Fabaceae. The transcript is spliced from 6 exons. Bases 1 to 1803 code for a protein of 600 amino acids. The record is from RefSeq and is a predicted model, not a curated record.